Rotaria sordida is the source of this 855-nucleotide messenger RNA. The record is from the annotation of a GenBank genome assembly. NCBI's taxonomy places the organism in Eukaryota, Metazoa, Rotifera, Eurotatoria, Philodinida, Philodinidae.
AUGAGCAGUGAAUUAGAGGUUACUCAGUUCACUGAAUUUCGGAUUGAUGGUGAAGAAAAAAUAAUCGGAUCUACAAUGCCACUCUAUGCAGCAAUAGCUGCUUCACCAGAAUAUGUAAUCUACUACGAAAACAAAAUUCUCUCUAUAUACGAUCAAAGUCAAUCCUGUAAGAAAACCAUUUCGUGGUCAGAAAAAGCCGGUCAUAUUAUUGAUAUUUGCUGGUAUAACAAUAAACAAUUUAUUAUCUUGACAAAACGAGAAUUUCAUUUAUUUGAUGUGGAUACAGAACAAAUUCGUAUGAUACAUAGUUUACCUAAGAAUGACAAUGACGAUUCUACUUAUUAUCGAUGUACAUCACAUGAUGAAUGUAUAAUGUUAUGUUUUUCUUGUCCAGGAACGACAAUCGAAGAAUGGACAUUGACAAAAUGUAAAAAACGAUGGCGAUCACCAAAAUCAUGUAGACAAGAUGAACACAUUUGUUGUUUGCGUUUAUUAUCAAAUAUCUUAGGCUUGACUAUUGCUAAGUCAACACAAGAACCAAGAUUUGAAUUACGUCAAAGUGAAACGAUGUCUGUCUUAUUUUCGAUGCAAUUGACUUGUCAAUGUUAUCGAUUUAUUUCAAUGAAUGAUCAUAAUUGGCUUUUAGUUCCAUAUUAUUAUGGAAGACAAGUACUUCUUCUGAUCAAUACUAGCGAAAAAAUUCUUAAAAUUAUCGAUAUUCCAUUAUUGAUACAUACUUAUGAUUAUAAUGGUAAUGUUAAUCAAAUGAUUUGGAAUGUUGCUUUGAUGUCAGGGAACAAUUCAUAUCUUAUUGUUCGACGUGACAGAUCGAUUUGUUUCCACAAUAUUAAAUGA